CGUCGUUCUUUAGGCCUACCUCUUUUGUUCAAUGCAAUACUAUCCCGUCUUCCCUGCAAAAGUUCUACCACCAGCACUUCUUUAGCAGGUCCCACAGAGUGAAAGGCUGAAUCAAGGAGUAUGAACGAACGUGAGUCUGAGCCAAUCCGUGAUGACUUCCUCCAUGUUUUUCCAAUCGAAAGGAGAGGGAAAAUAGCUAACAUCACAUGUCCCAGUAACUGCUGCUAAAGGUCUUAGUUUGUUAAAUCUUCUCGACUGGUAGAACUAACUAUUUUGGGGGGAUGGAAGCACAACGAUGGCAAUAGGGGGAGAACCGCUCAUUUGUGCAGUGUAAUGUGCGUCCCUUCUUUUUGGUCGAGGUUUCAAAUCGAAAAUCCAUUGAGCAGCAUACAUUUGGAUAAUAAAGCGCUGUUGCGGGGCUGAAUAGCUGAGAAUACACUGAAGAAGGACUGAAGGAGCAAGCCUUUUGAUAACUUGGAUGGAGGGCAAGCAGCACUCAGUCACUGUGGAUUAACUCGGCGUAGAGGCACAGCGGGGGGAAGUGCGCUUGAGGUGCAAAGGUCUCCCUGCUGAGAGUUGAUCCGAGUUCCCCAUAGCAGCCACUUUAUCGCACUCGGCUGCAGAGACGUGCGAUCGGCUAAAUAGAGCAAGCCGGUGUUACUGCGGAGGAAAGCUUCUACUGUUGAGAGGUGUGUCGACGAGCGGCAGGAGAAUGGCAAGGGCUUUAGCGAGUCUGAGGGAAAAGCAAACGCCCGUUUUUCAGCAAAGGAUUCUGUCGAACCGCGUUGGAAUUUGACUUUCUCUGUGUUGGUUUAUUUGGAUCUUUAUUUUAAACUCCGAAGAAAAUGAGCACAAGUGGAUUGGAUUCUGAGGGGUACAAACCAAUGGCACAUUACUCGGGCACUCUGAAUAGGUGGGCUGUGCGGAAUUGUGCGCUAUGAAAUCCAGCGCACCUUGUAUCGAUAUAAUUUAGCCAAAAUCUAAUGGAGCAAAACAAAAAGGAACAUGGGAAAAUAUGAAAUGUGAGAAAAUUCGAUUCCCCUGACCCUCGGUGCUCAGAUCAGGACUGGCGUUCCUUCUUCAAGGUGUUUGAACCUGAUUUACAAUGGAAAAACUGCUGGUCUGUCUGUUGGUUAUCGGAAUGGCAGUGAAGGCACAGAUCUGUCCGAAGCGAUGUGUCUGUCAAAUACUAUCUCCCAACCUCGCAACCCUCUGUGCCAAAAAAGGGCUCCUCUUUGCCCCCCCAAACAUUGACAGGCACACUGUGGAGCUGCGACUGGCCGACAACUUCGUCACCAGCAUCAAAAGGAAAGACUUUGCCAACAUGACCAGGCUGCAGGACCUUACACUGUCCAGGAAUACCAUUAGCUUCAUCACGCCGCAUGCAUUCGCUGACCUGGAGAACCUCCGCGCCUUGCACCUUAACAGCAACCGUCUGACCCGGAUAGCCAAUGACACCUUCAGCGGCAUGUCCAAACUGCACCACCUCAUCCUCAACAACAACCAGCUGACGUUGAUCCACCUGGGGGCCUUCAACGACCUGCUGGCCCUGGAGGAGCUGGACCUGUCCUACAACAACCUGGAGUCCAUCCCCUGGGAGGCUAUCCAGAGGAUGACCAGCCUUGCCACCCUCAGCCUGGACCACAACAUGAUCGACUACAUUCCUGAGGGGACCUUCUCUCUUCUCCAAAAGCUCAACCGCUUGGACGUGACCUCUAAUAAGUUACAGAAGCUCCCUCCUGAUCCUCUGUUCCAGCGGGCCCAGGUUUUGGCCACGUCUGGGAUCAUGAACUCUCCCUCGUUCGCGUUGAGCUUUGGUGGGAACCCACUGCACUGCAACUGUGAGCUGCUGUGGUUGAGGCGCCUGAGCCGAGAGGAUGAUCUGGAGACAUGCGCCUCACCGCAGCAUCUCUCCGGACGCUACUUCUGGUCUAUACCUGAGGAGGAGUUCCUGUGUGAACCUCCUCUCAUCACCCGGCACUCCCAUGAGAUGCGGGUGCUGGAAGGCCAGAGGGUGGUCUUGAGGUGCAAGGCCCGGGGGGACCCUGAGCCUGCCAUACACUGGAUCUCCCCAGAGGGGAAGCUGGUGGCAAACUCCUCCCGAACGCUUGUGUACACCAACGGCACCCUGGAUAUUCUGAUCAGCACAGUGAAGGACACAGGAUCCUUCACCUGCAUCUCGUCCAACCCGGCGGGUGAGGCACAUCAGACUGUGGAGCUGCUGAUUAUCAAACUCCCACACAUCUCCAACAGCACCAACAACAUCCAGGAGCCUGAUCCUGGCUCCUCGGACAUCUCCACAUCCACCAGGGCUGGGGCCAACGGCAGCAACCACACUGGGGACACCAAAACAAGCACAGAUAAACGGGUGGUCAUCGCCGAGGCCACGUCCUCCACUGCGCUGAUCAAGUUCAAUUUCCAGAGGAAUAUACCUGGGAUCCGCAUGUUCCAGAUUCAGUACAAUGGCAGUUAUGAUGACUCUCUCGUUUACAGAAUGAUUCCCCCCACAAGCAAAAACUUCCUAGUCAACAACCUGGCUGCUGGGACAUCGUACGACCUGUGUGUUCUGGCCAUCUACGACGACGGUAUCACCUCCCUCACCGCCACCCGUGUGGUGGGCUGCGUCCAGUUCACUACCGAGUCUGAGUACCUGCGCUGUCACUUCAUGCAGUCCCAGUUCCUGGGAGGCACCAUGAUCAUCAUCAUCGGCGGCAUCAUCGUGGCCUCUGUCCUCGUCUUCAUCAUCAUCCUCAUGAUUCGCUACAAGGUCUGCAACACCAGUGACUCGGGCAAAGGCACCCUUGUCACCAAUGUCCACUCACAGACCAACGGGGCGCAGUCUCAGGGGUGCACUGUCACACCCUCUGUGUCCAAGCAGGCCAUGGGAGGGUCAGACGGAGGGGGUGGAGGAUGUCUAAAGGCUGUUGGCCACGCGUCGGACACGCUAACGCACUCAUCCGAGACCUCUCUCCCAGACUGCUCUACUGCUACGUCCCAGGUGACCCAAAGCUGGAACACACCUGGAUCCUCAGGGUCUCUGAAGCCAAAGCGCAAGGCUGCACCAAAGCCCUACACUGCUGCUGCCAUCCCUGAGCCCAAUAUAGAGGCCCUCCCCAACGCUGAGACCCAGAAUACCAACCGCAACAACUCCACGGCUCUGCAGCAGCCGUCCGCUCCAGUAUUCCACUCCCCCCUACCCUUCUCGCGUGUCAAGGACACCCCCAUAUUGAGACGUGCACACCCCAGACCCUCCUCCAAGUACCUGACCUUACCGGUGGAAGGGGUGAGGGCCAAACGUAGGUACUCUCUAAACGAGGACUCAUCCAAGCACCACUGCUACGUUGGGACAACACAAUUUGGGAAUAUGUGGUCUAAGCGGAGUAUGUCCAUGAACGGGAUUGUACUUCAACAGGAAGAUAUAGACAGUGUGAAGGCCACCUUUUCCAGUUCAGAGUGGAUUCUAGAAAGCACUGUGUGACUGUUCAUGCACGCGCGCAUAUGUGUGUGUGUGUGUGUGUGUGUGUGUGUGUGUGUGUGUGUGUGUGUGUGUGUGUGUGUGUGUGUGUGUGUGUGUGUGUGUGUGUGUGUGUGUGUGUGUGUGUGUGUGUGUGUGUGUGUGUGUGUGUGUGUGUGUGUGAAAGAGAGAGAGAGAGAGUUGGGAAAUCUGUUUUUGAACCAUUUUCUUUUUUUUCGCCUCGGGUUUCAGUUUACUUUUCAAAGACCAACAAUAAAACGGAUGCUUGCCUUGUAGGAAUCAGAAUUGCAUCCCUGCUUUCCUCCGAUGGAGAGAAUCUCCAGGAGGGCUCGGAGCCCAGAGCUCAGCAGUCCAUGCAGUGUUUUCAUACCCAUACAACAAAGAAACGAAAAAGAAAGAAAAAGAAAACCAACAUACCUGUCCACUUAUACAUUACAUAGUCCCAUUGUUAAAGUUGUGGCAAGAGAAAAGCAUUGGUGCCUUACCUCUGCAUAACAGUUGUCCUUUUGCCAGGAGCACCAACAGGAAUUCAGCUGUCCCUGACACAGGAUGUGGGAUCGAGAGGAACAAGAGCGAUUUCACAAAAAGCCUUUCUAUUACAAGGAAAUAACAUUUCCUGCAUAUAGAGACAAUACAAAAAAAACUAUCAAAGACUUGUUACUUGGCCUCUUAUUAAAUUGAUAUUUUUUCAAGACAAAUUCAAGCUUUCUUUUCAAUGACAUUGAUAUUGCCUUUGUUUAAAGGCACAAAAAAAAACUGUACAUAGAAACAACAUCUGCUGUGUUGUUAUGUUGUGUAAAAUAAAAAAUAUGAAAUAAGUAUA
Messenger RNA from Salvelinus fontinalis (brook trout), 4298 nucleotides. RefSeq names its product leucine rich repeat and fibronectin type III domain containing 5a (gene lrfn5a). NCBI's taxonomy places the organism in Eukaryota, Metazoa, Chordata, Actinopteri, Salmoniformes, Salmonidae. The transcript has 3 exons. Gene Ontology annotation, molecular function: protein binding. The record is from RefSeq and is a predicted model, not a curated record. Bases 1106 to 3478 code for a protein of 790 amino acids.